Molecule: messenger RNA, 687 nt
Organism: Lodderomyces theae
Lineage: Eukaryota; Fungi; Ascomycota; Pichiomycetes; Serinales; Debaryomycetaceae
Exons: 1
Coding region: 1-687 (228 amino acids)
Cellular component (GO): nucleus
Source: RefSeq, a predicted model, not a curated record
AUGAUACCACUAGGUCGCUCUUUUAAACACCACUGCACCGCAUACGCUUCAUUUGCUUCGUUGAAACCAGUUCUAUUCAGAUAUUAUCUUCUCCAAUGCAGAUUUAAAUCCAAUAUUGAUCCACUUUUGAAAUCAACUGCAACCCACCCCAACACUCAAAGUCUACAGUCUCCCAAACGCGUCAAAAACCAUGAGCCAAAGACGUUACUAGAGGAAAUGAAAUUGGCAGAUCAGUCAAGACAAGUCGAUCCCCCACCAAGGCGUACGAUUCCACCAUGGGUUAAACGAGAACUAACGCAAAAGUCCAAGUACGACCGAUGGAAUCCUAAACGGAGACUAAGCAGGCAAGAGAUGAUAAAAGUCAAAGAGCUCAAGGAAACUUUCCCUCAGUAUAGAACAGUAGACUUGGCCCAGUUUUUCCAUAUAUCCCCAGAAGCUGUGCGGCGUAUAUUGAGGAGCAAAUGGGUUCCGAAUGACAUUGACGAGGAGAGGAUAACUCAAAGGAAGGAAAGAAAGCUUUUACAGAAACUAGAGAACAAACAGAUGUUAAAAAGAGAGGAUGGAGGCAGUGAUUCGCAUAAACGGGGGAAGAGAUUCCAAAGAAAGAACAAGUUUGAAAACGAUAGCAAUGCGAAUGGAGAUGAGGACUUGAACAAACAUUAUAAUAGAAUCCAAAGCCAGUUUUAG